CGCGCUCUCACGCUGCGUGAUCCCCAUCACAAACCGAGAGCUGAACCCAUGGAGUAGUAGUAGCAGCGGCAGCAGCAGCCUGCUCACAGUGGGGGAGUGCUCACGGCUUCCUUUCGCCCCCGUUUCUCUUCGUUUUUCUCGUCAAUGGAUUCUUCCUCUUUUCUCCCGGAUUCUGCCUCGUCUCACCGCGAGUGAGCUGCCGCGAGUCCCGACAGGAAGAGUCUCCCAACAGGAGACAAGAUGGCGUCCAACAACACCCUGCGAAGCUACUCCAUCAUACCAUGUUUCAUCUUUAUCGAGCUCGUCAUCAUGUCGGGCACGGUGUUGUUGGCCUACUACAUGGAGUGCACGGACCUGUUCAGCGUGCACGUGCAGGGUUUCUUCUGCAACGACGCGGAGCUGAUGAAGCCGUACCCCGGCGCGGAGGAGUCCAGCUUCGUCCCGCCGCUCAUCCUCUACUGCGUGGUCGCUGCUGCUCCCACGGCCAUCAUCUUCAUCGGAGAGGUCUCCAUGUAUGUGAUGAAGUCGACGAGGGAAAGUCUCCUGGUGCAGGAGAAAACCAUCGUGACGGGAGACUGUUGUUACCUCAACCCGCUGAUCCGCCGCAUCAUACGCUUCAUAGGUGUGUUCGCGUUCGGCCUCUUCGCCACGGACAUCUUCGUCAACGCAGGUCAGGUGGUGACGGGCGGCCUCUCGCCCUACUUCCUCUCAGUCUGCAAGCCCAACUACACCGGCACCGAGUGCCGCUUUAAUCACCAGUUCGUCGUCAACGGCAACAUCUGCACAGGAAACCCGGUCGUCGUGGAGAACGCCCGCAGGUCGUUCCCGUCCAAGGACGCUUCGCUGAGUGUUUACUCCGCUGUUUAUCUGACGAUGUACAUCACCAGCACCAUCAAAACCAAGUCCAGCCGCCUGGCCAAGCCGGUGCUGUGUCUGGGAACGCUCUGCUCCGCCUUCCUCACCGGCCUCAACCGGGUCUCGGAGUACCGGAGCCACUGCUCCGACGUGGUGGCUGGAUUCAUACUGGGCUCGGCUGUCGCUCUGUUUCUGGGUAUUUGUGUCGUGAACAACUUCAAAGGCGUCCACAGUGCGGCGGUCAAACAGAAGACGGAAGACUACCGCGGUCUGCCGCUAAUGACUUUCCCACGCGUGGAGAGUCCUCUGGAGACGCUCAGCGCACAGAACCACUCGGCAUCCAUGACGGAGGUCACAUGACUAAGGGGGCAGCACCGGGUCACGUUUGCGUCUCCACAGCACUUCCAGACACAAUGACGAGGACGCAUGCCACGUGGCUCCGAAUGCUUCACACACACUGAGAAAAGGAACACGCCCCACUCCUGAUAUUAUAUCUGUUUCAUUCACCUACGUAAGGGGGGGAGGGGCAAAAUCCACCAUGUUUGUAAUGGUUCUCAUCUCGUUGAGCUAUGCUCAGUUACAGCACACAGAUUAGCAUCAGAACAACAACGACGACAAAAAAAGAGAAAAUCACAAAACAAAACUUAAGCACAGAUUAUUUUUGAAACAUGGGACAUUUCCUGCCCCCCCCUCCUUUUCCAGGUGUGUGGUUUGUAGUUAGAGGACAGUGUUUUGUACAUUUUGUAUGAGCGAGUGCUGUAGCCUAACCUGACGGUGUUACACCCACACACUUCCUGUCAGCUUAUUACAUCACAGCUGAGAAACGCACCCCCCCCCACCCCCCCCGUCCGCGUGUCAGUCACCGCAUCCGUCGCCGCUCUCAGUCUGGGAAAAAAAAUAAAUCUGUUAUGUAAAAAAAACAAACAUAAAAAACAGACCUAUCGAUGUUGUUGUUCCCGUGAUGUUUGUCCUUUGUACAGAAAAAAAAAGAAAAAAAGAGCGAAUCCUUUCUUUUGUUAUCUCACUGUACAUUAACUUGACCGUGUCAGGUCAUAUUUUGUAAAGAUUUUUGUUAAUCUGUAUGACUAUUAUGAUCCAUAUGGACCUGUUUGCCUGCUGUAAACCUGGAUAUGUUAUGGUAUCAGUUAAGUGUUUUUGGAGGGGUGGGAAAGACCCCUCUCUAUUUUGGAGGAAAUGACGAGGAAGAGUCUGCGUCAUACUCUGAGUCAGGAAAUGGGGUUCAGCUCUUGUAACGCCAUGUUAUCAGCCAUUUUAUGUGAAAAUACUAGUCGAAAGAAAGGCCCAAUCCCAUUUGUACCCCUUCCCCCCUGGAACUGAGUUACCAGAGGUAAAAAAAAAAAAAAAGUGGUUAAAAUUUAACCCUACGAAUUGGGACUCUCCUUCAAGAAGCAGGUGCGACAGUUUUUUUUUUUAUUAUUCCUGGAGGUUCAUUAAAUAAAGCCGCUGUCAGCUGUUCAGCUGUUGUGUUUCCGCUUGUAUGAACUAAGAUAAUUAUAUACCUGUCUGAAGCAAAGCUGUCGGAAAACCUUGGGAACACUCGAGGAGCAGUUUGUGGCGCUUACAAGAGACUGCAAAGAAAGUUUUGUUGUGUUUAGCAUAGCUAAACCUGCUAAUGAAUGUUAUCUUACAGUUUCUUUGGAUUUGGCUAAUAUGUGAAAAAAUUAUGUUAAACAGUGUUGGCUUCAUAAAGCUUUCCAAUGUUAGCCUUAUGAAGCUAACCAAUGUUAGCUUGACAACGGUUAGUUUCUUUGGAUUUGGCUAAUAUGGGAAAACAUUGAUUCAAGUCAACCAACAUUAGCUUCCCAAAGCUUAUAAAGUUAGUCUUAUGAAGCUAACCAUUAUUAGCUAUAUGACAGUAACAUUAGUUUCUUUGGAUUUGGCUAAAAUUGGGAAAACAUCUCUUUAACACCAUUUAUUCCAUCAUUAUCUUUAUAACUUAGCUUCUUUAGUUUGGGUUAAUCUGGGAAAAAUCUCGUACAGCGAACCCAUAAUAGCUCUGUGAAGCUAACCAACGUUUGCUUUGUGACUGUAACAUUUGUUUCUCUGGAUUUGAUUAAAUGUAAGUGGGAUUCUUUUCACCCUAACCCUCGACAAGAACAAGAACACAUGAACGUGUAAAACGGAGAAGGGCUAAGUGGUCGGGGCUGAGGGUGAAAUGGGUUUGAGCCAACGUUUGUUUCACCCCAAUUUCCUGAUUCAUUGUGAUGUUAAUAGAUGUUGCUGUACAGAAAUGUCCGGUGGGGCUCGCAGCCUGUGCCAGGUCUACCUUAGAAAUUCUCAUUUUUAAGAUAUGAUGGGGGGGGUAAAAGAGAUACAAAUGCUUUUUGGAGUGAAACUGAGUUAUUAAUUUGCCCCUUGACUGGCCCUUUUACAGAAAACAAGGCUAAUGACUGCUUCACUUUUCCUCCUCGAGGUCUCUCUCUCCCCCUCUCUCCCCCUGUCCCUGAGCCUCCGGUGGAUUGUGAUGCAAUGUUGUGACUCCAUUUCCUAUUGGAAGAUACAGUUUGCCCCAGCAUGAAGAGAGAAGUCGAGAUGUUUUAUAAAUAUUCCUGAUUUGAAUAACGCUCAUUAUCAUUGUGAUUAUUAUCAUAUUUUACUUUGAGAGCAAAAGAAGAAGCGUUUCGGUUUGAAAUGCUGCAUAUAUUUUUUUUUUUUUCUUGCUUUGUCCACAAAUUAAAUAGUCAGUAGCAACAAUGUG
Solea senegalensis (Senegalese sole) is the source of this 3574-nucleotide messenger RNA. RefSeq names its product phospholipid phosphatase related 1 (gene plppr1). The record is from RefSeq and is a predicted model, not a curated record. The transcript is spliced from 8 exons. Gene Ontology annotation, molecular function: phosphatidate phosphatase activity. Gene Ontology annotation, biological process: phospholipid metabolic process; signal transduction; phospholipid dephosphorylation. NCBI's taxonomy places the organism in Eukaryota, Metazoa, Chordata, Actinopteri, Pleuronectiformes, Soleidae. Bases 241 to 1215 code for a protein of 324 amino acids.